Owenia fusiformis is the source of this 1215-nucleotide messenger RNA. The record is from the annotation of a GenBank genome assembly. Lineage: Eukaryota; Metazoa; Annelida; Polychaeta; Sabellida; Oweniidae.
AUGCAGUACAAAUUGUAUUUUGCCAUUGGGAUCAUAUUCUCAAUAAGUGGUUUUACAGAAUCACUUUCGAAGACAAAAGAGAAAGAAAUCAAAGAUGAUAUUGUUCAACUCAUAGAGAUUAACGUAAACCCGAAAGGUGAACUUCAUUUCAUCGCGGGAUUUGUUCGUGUAGCUUUCCAUGAUUGUGUUGGAGGAUGCGAUGGAUGUCUCAAUUUGAGAGAUAGCAAUAAUGCCGGACUUGAUGUUUAUGUCGAGCCGCUUGAAACAGUUUAUGCCAAAUACAACACUGACUUGACGAGAGCAGAUUUUUGGCAAUUGGUGGGAAUAACUGCAAUUGAACGAAGUGCGAGAAAUUGUAGAGCAUGCAUCAGGCCAAAGCUUGUAUUUGAAACAGGACGAAAAGACUGUGCCGAUUCCCCUGAUUAUAAAGGACUAAGAACUUUUCCUAUGGGCGGGGGUCAUGCUGAUAUCAACAGUGGAAUGAUUUUUCUGGAAAAUGCCUUUGGUCUUCCACGCACCGAUCCUAAAUUGGCAACUGCUUUGAUUGGCGCCCACAGUCUUGGUGAGUCCCAUGCUUCAGCUUCCGGAUGGAAUGGACGCUGGACCCAAAAUCCCGAUCAGAUCACAAACAGAUACUACAAGAAUCUCAUCAAGUUGAGGUGGUCACAGAUCGACCUCAAUAAGGGAAAACCCGGUGUAGAUCCAAUUUAUCAAUGGCAACCAGGCAAAUUUCACUCAAAGAAACAGAAUAUAUUUGACAAGCGGAAGAAAGGAGUAAUGAUGCUGAAUGCAGACCUUGCUUUUGCUAAAAAUCUAUCUACAGAUGCAACAGGCUUAUCGGGAUGUCCGGUUUCAUCCAAGUGCAAAGAUCAGCCGGACACUGCCGAGUGGGUACGGAAAUAUGCGGAUAAUGCGACACUCUGGGAGGAAAACUUUGCCAUUGCGUAUAUGAUGAUGAUUAGAACUGGGUACAACGCUACAGACCUACAUGCAACCACUGCACCGUGACCAUUGACGAUGCUCAUCCUAGAACUUCCACUACUGAAGUUAUAAAUGAUAUAUAUUUAGAUCUAGAUUUAGAUUAAAUGAACUAGAAAAACAUUUCAAAAUGUAACGUGUAAAAAGACUUUUGUAGUAAUGUACAACAGAACUGCUAGUUUAUGGGUAUGGCGCCGGUGUAUGAAGAAUCCGUAGCACAAUAAAAUAAAUUCUCCG